Molecule: messenger RNA, 1663 nt
Organism: Rubroshorea leprosula
Lineage: Eukaryota; Viridiplantae; Streptophyta; Magnoliopsida; Malvales; Dipterocarpaceae
Source: the annotation of a GenBank genome assembly
AGCCCCCCAAGCCACCGACUCUCUUCCCCCUUGAAAAACCCGGUGAGAUCUUGAUGAAUUUCUCUUCCUUUCUUGUUAAAUCAUAAGAUUUGGGGCUUAGAAUCUUCCCUCUCAACCCAGAAAAUUCCAGAUCUGCUCUGCUCUGUCUUCCCCGCCGGCUGCUCUUGCUUGUGGGUGUGAUUUUCGGUCUUUCUUGGUAAGAAGCAGCCAUGAAUUCAUCUCUUUAGCUUUGAAUUGCCUUGGGUUUACCUUAAUUGCUCUCGGUUCCUUCAAUUUUUGCAAGCCCCGUGAAUUGCCCCUGCAGAUUGCCGCCGGCCUCUCCCCCCCUGCAGCUCUGGUUCUUGCUGGAAAAUUCUGGAAUUAUGUUAAUUGGGCUGCUGUGAAGUUGUGUAGGAGUAAUCCCGUGACUUAGCCAUUGUUGGCCAAAGCCGUGGGUCUCCAUUGCUUGUCCGGGAAAUUGGAAUGAAUUUUGGUAGCUUUAAGCUAUGUUUUUAAGGGUGGUUUAAGUAGAAAAUUAGCUUGAAUUGGGUAGUGGUGAUUUUGGAGAAAAAUCCCGUGAAUUAGCUAGUGUUUUGGCCAAUUUUAGAAGUGCAGUUACUGUUUACGGUACUGUUCAUAGGUUCUUGAUCGUUCUGUCAGUUUAGUAUGUGAAUUGAGUGCUCGGUUUUGCGGAGUGAGGUAAGUAAAUUAUGGUAAUGCCUUUCGAUUUUAAAAGCAUGUUUCAAUUUGUUUUUGAAGUGGUGGCGGGACUAAAUCCGUUUUAGACAAGUAUGACUGAUUUGAAGUGAAAUGUUUUAUGCUUUUCAUUAAAUUGAGCAUGCCUACUUGAAAUUUAAGUGACUGUCCUGAUGAUCUGAAAGUGAUUGUGAAUUGUGAUUUUCCUGUUAACUUUUGCCUGUUUUGUUUCCGAUGUGGUCAUGUUAUUAGUGACCCUGCUAGUGGGGGAGGUUAUAAACGCUAGCACAUGUCGACAUGUUAUUGACAGAACCGCAAAUAGUGACCCUGCAUGUGGGGGUUAUACACCAGCAAAUAGUGACCCUGCUUGUGGGGGUUAUACAUCAGCAAACAGUGACCCUGCUUGUGGGGGUUAUACACCAGCAAACAGUGACCCUGUUUGUGGGGAUUAUACACCAGCAAAUAGUGACCCUGCUUGUGGGGAUUAUACACCAGCAAACAGUGCGCCUGCCAGUGGGUGUUAGACGUUGGCUGUGACCUAUAGAGGAGGAGACGUCUAUUUCGUUCUCGUAUUGUAUCCGUUUUUUGUGAUUACACAUGUUGGCAUGCUAUAAGUUUAUUAAUGGGCACUCCAUAUUUACUUACUGAGUUUAUCUCAUAGUUUUCCUUGUCCACCAUUUCAGGAAGUGAAAUCGAGGACGGGGAAACCACAGGAAGUGACGAAUUAGAAGGCUAAAAAAGCUGUUGUGCGCGAUUUCUCAACAUGUGAUGGAAGGCCCAAAUUGAUGCUUGAUGGUUUUGUUUCAUUCAUCUUUAAGAGUUGGAGAAUUCACCUUUUAGCCUCAUACUUCACAUUGCUACUAAAAGUAAUAGAAGAUUUUUGCAAUUUCACCAUUUGUCUUGAAGCCGAUUCAUUACUCUGUAAUAUACUUAGUAGAUUAGUAGCUUCUAUUUCAAUAGCAUGUAAGAACAAAUAGCUAUCAUCUGC